AUGUCGGACAGUACAAAUACCAAUUCUAGUGCUAAUGAAGAGAAAUUAGUGGCCAGCAAACUCGAAAAGGAUAAGGGUAAUGAAUUUUUCAAAGCUGGAAACAUAUCAGAAGGUGAAAUUUUUUUAUCACCCGCUUUGCUACACUUACAUGGUCUUCAAAAUAACAAAUCCUUUGCUAUAUUUCGCAAAGAACAAGAAGAGGAGCCCAAAACUGAUCCUUUACAAGAAGACAUCAUGAAAACUACAAGCGUGAUAUAUAGUAACAUGUCUGCGUGCCUGAUCAAAAAAGAAAAGUGGAGUAGGGCAAUUGAGUGCGCAGAUAAGGCUUUGAAAAAUGAUCCUGAUAAUACAAAAGCUUUGUUUCGUCGUGCACAAGCGUACAUUUCCGAUGGUAAUACAACAAGAGCAAGACAAGAUCUGGAAAAAUUGACGGAAAAAAAUCCAGAUGACCCAUUAGUUAAACGUGAAUGGCAACGUCUUAAACAAAAGGAUAGGGAGCAAGAUCAAAAACAACGUAGAGAACUAGCUGGAAUGUUUGAUCGAAUGAAAAAACUUGAUGAAAAAGAGGAAACAGAAAAGGUUAAAAAGAAGACUGCAAACGAGUCCACCAAUGAACCAAAAAUCUCUGAAAUUAUAGAUGAACCGCCAAAGAUUUCCGAAAUUGUAGAAGAUGAAGCUAAAAUUUCCGAAAUUGAAUAG
Molecule: messenger RNA, 699 nt
Organism: Racocetra persica
Lineage: Eukaryota; Fungi; Glomeromycota; Glomeromycetes; Diversisporales; Gigasporaceae
Source: the annotation of a GenBank genome assembly